Molecule: messenger RNA, 1229 nt
Organism: Corythoichthys intestinalis (scribbled pipefish)
Lineage: Eukaryota; Metazoa; Chordata; Actinopteri; Syngnathiformes; Syngnathidae
Gene: alyref
Product: Aly/REF export factor
Exons: 6
Coding region: 133-945 (270 amino acids)
Biological process (GO): mRNA export from nucleus
Cellular component (GO): nucleus
Molecular function (GO): mRNA binding
Source: RefSeq, a predicted model, not a curated record
CUCUUUGUCUAGUUCACAACCAGUUGACUUCCGUUUCGUGGAGGCAGGCGAGCAGGACUAGCAAGUUCAGGGCGUACCUUUUUUUCUAAACAAAUUUUUUUGCCAGUAGUUAACCUUUUUGAACACAGCAUUAUGACCGACAAAAUGGAUAUGUCAUUAGACGACAUUAUCAAACAGAACAGACAGCAGAGAGGUGGUGGUAGAGGAGGAAGAGGCCGCGGCCGCGGAGGCUUUGGCGGCGGCCGAGGAGGAGGCGCUGGGCGCCUUGGAAUGAGCGGCGCAGGAUUUGGAGGCCGAGGCGGAGGAUCCGGCCCCAUGAGGAACCGGCAAAACACGAACCGCGCCCGAGGCAGACCGACGCCAUACAACAGGCCUAAACAGCUUCCAGAUAAAUGGCAACACGACAUGUUCGACAACGGCUACAGUGGAUACAACGGCGCAGCUGGCGGCGGCGCUGGUGUGGAAACAGGAGGAAAGCUUCUCGUCUCCAAUCUCGACUUUGGUGUUUCUGAUGCAGAUAUUCAGGAACUUUUUGCAGAAUUUGGUACGCUAAAAAAGGCUGCAGUCCAUUACGACCGUUCAGGAAGAAGUCUAGGAACAGCAGAUGUCCACUUUGAAAGAAGGGCUGACGCACUCAAAGCAAUGAAACAGUACAAUGGCAUUCCACUUGAUGGGAGGCCAAUGAACAUACAGCUUGUCACAUCACAGAUUGAUACACAGAGACGGCCAAUGCAGGGAAUGAACAGAGGCGGUGGAAUGAACAGAAACCGUGGGGGCAAUUUUGGUGGAAUGCAGAGAGGAGGGCGCAUCGGAGGUCGUGGCGCAGGCGGUUUCAGAGGACGGGGUCGAGGAGGACGGGGGGCUUCUAGUAAUAAACAACAGCUUUCUGCAGAAGAACUUGAUGCCCAGUUAGACGCCUACAAUGCGAGAAUGGACACCAGCUAAGAAGUGUUGCUGUUCUCCUUGGUCGUCCUUUCUCGUCCUGUUCCGCACAGAAAGGAUGCCUGUUACAAUAGUAUAAUUUGUUUUACAUAUGGUUGUCCUGAUGUGAUUGGUCGUUGCUCCAGCCUCUUAACUGCUCUGAAAUGUUUUUUACCUCUUUUUUUUUUUUUUUUUUUCUGAUGAAAAUGGUUUGUGUCUGUAGGUUCAAAGUUGGAAUUUCCAAAUCCAUUCCUCAAAACUUGUAGUAAAUGAAACUUAUAAUAAAACCUGCAGUGUAUAUAAACCAA